AUGCUCCUACUCAAGCUUCUCAUUUCAUCCUUCGCCGCGACUGCCGUGGCUCAGUCCACAGUCACAGUGCGCGACAAUGCCCACAAUCUCACCUAUGUAGGCUUCAGCUUCGCAGGAACCGAACAAUUCCAGGGCAUCAACUUCGGCCAGGACACGUCUGGCGCCAACCGCUUCAAGCCUCCCAAGGCCUUUACCUAUCCCAAUGGUACCACUGUCCAAGCCACAGCUGCCGGCGCCGCUUGCCCGCAAAACACCAUCUUGUCCUUUCUUGGUGCCAUCAGCGAAAAUCCAGGCGUCUUCAAUGUCUCUGAGGACUGCUUGAACCUCGAGGUCGUGAGGCCAGCGGGAACAAAACAGGCUGCGAAUCUCCCUGUAAUGGUCUGGAUCUCCGGCCAAGGUGACGAGGAAGGCUCAUAUAACUACUCGCUGUACAACCCUACAGCACUUGUGGCCGGCUCUGCUGCCAAGGGCACGCCGGUCGUCUAUGUCUCAAUGAACUACCGUGUCAAUGUCUUCGGAUUCGCCAACAGCCCUGCGCUUAAGACGGAAGGCUCACUGAAUGCCGGUUUGCUCGACCAACGGCUGGCACUACAAUGGGUCCAGUCCAAUAUCGCCACAUUUGGAGGAAAUCCAAAGAAUGUCACGAUAUUUGGCGAAAGUGACGGCGGCACCAGUGUGGGAUUGCAUAUAACGUCAUUUGGUGGGAAUGGUACUGCUCCCUUCCGCCGAGCUAUUAUGCAAUCUGGAUCUCCAGCGGGUGAUCCGGGUGUCACUGGCAAUGCGACUGUCACGAACACUGCGGCGGUGGCUCAACUGGCAGGCUGUACAGGAACUAAUAGCAGCCUUGUCCUGACCUGUCUCCGGCAAAUCCCCAUGGUUCAGCUCCUAAAUGCCGUCCUCUUGUUUGAAAACUCAACCACAUCUACACAAGCCAACGGCGUGUCUCAAGAUUUGUUUUUCCCGACGGUUGAUGGAAGCUACGUACCUGCUGCUCCCUCGACUCUGAUCCGCACAGGUCGAUUUCACAAAAACAUAUCCAUCAUUGCUGGAUGGAAUGAAAACGACGGCAGCAUCUUCGCGCCUCCAACACUUAACGGCUCCACUGCUACACAGGCUUUUCUGCAUUCAUCGUACCCGCAUCUUAAUUCGACUACGCUCUCAAGCCUGACCUCGUUGUACCCAAUCAGCGACUUUGUGGCAGCAGCCAAAGCGUCUCAGAUCUCACCCUUUUUCCUGCAGGCAUCGCAGAUCUACCGCGACAUUAAUUUUGCGUGUCCAGCGAUCGAUGUCGCUCAUCGUGUUACUCAGUUUGGCAGCGCAAGCUACCUGUACGUGCUCAACACGACAUCGUUGACCAGCGUCCUCCAGCUCUUCAAUGCCACCUUCGAAGGAGUCAUCCACUUUUCCGAUGUACCUUUCGUCUUUGACCAACCAAACGUCGGUUUCGGAACUACUGCCGCAGCGAACCUGACGGCAACCAGAAUGUCGGGUAGCUGGGCGCAUUUCGCUUCGACGGGCAACCCAAGCGGCAACUCUACUAUCACUCUCUCAGGUUGGACUCCAGCGUAUAACAAGUCCCAAGCUGCAGUGACGAGUCAGAAUGUGACCGGAGCAAGUGUUAGAAUCAUUGGUGGACCGAACGCCGGACAAGCGCAGUUGCCAUCAGCUGUGAUUGAACCUCAGCUUUUGCAUCGAUGUGCAUUCAUCAACUCGCCGGCUUUCUAUCAGCAGCUGCAGACGUAG
Molecule: messenger RNA, 1743 nt
Organism: Fonsecaea multimorphosa CBS 102226
Lineage: Eukaryota; Fungi; Ascomycota; Eurotiomycetes; Chaetothyriales; Herpotrichiellaceae
Exons: 3
Coding region: 1-1743 (580 amino acids)
Molecular function (GO): carboxylic ester hydrolase activity
Source: RefSeq, a predicted model, not a curated record